AUGCCGCCAAACUUUAGUGACGAAGACUUGUCCGACGUUUCGGAAGACUGGGACUCCUCCGGCGACGAGGCCGUCGAGAAGAAGGAGCAGGAAGCUGCCAAGGCCAAAGCACAAGAAGAGGCCAAGACGAAGAAAGGAGCAAAAAAGACGCUGCAGCAAAAAAUCAAGGAGCGAGAAGAACGCGAAAAACGAGAAAUGGAGAUUCGCGAAUUGACGCCCGAGCAACGCCGCGCGCAGCUCAAGAAAGAACAGGACGAAUCGGAACUCCUCGGAGCCAUGGAAUUCGUCGACGUCAAGGACCCAGAAGAUAUCGACAUUUCAAAGUUCGCGCCAAAGAGCAAGCACGAUUUCUCGCUGUACUCUGAAAAGCUUGGAAAAACAAUCAGCCAGUAUUCGUCGAGUCCGUUUUACGUCGAUUCCGUGGUCGACCUGACGCGAGUGCUCAUCCAGGGAAUGAAACUCGACGAUACGAGGAAAGUCGAAACCAUGCUCAAGGUGCAAAUCAACAAACUCGUCAAAGAAAGCUCUGGCAAAAAGGGAAAGAAAAAGGCAGGUAAAGGGUCAUUGAACGCUGGCGGUGGAAAAGGUGGCAUGGACACGAGAGCAUACGACGGAUACGAUGACAUGGAAGAUUUGAUGUAA
Messenger RNA from Oikopleura dioica, 642 nucleotides. The record is from the annotation of a GenBank genome assembly. Lineage: Eukaryota; Metazoa; Chordata; Appendicularia; Copelata; Oikopleuridae.